AUGUCCUCGAUCGAGUUUCAGAAAGCAACGAAAUAUCGGAACGACCUCAAACUAUUGUGUAUCGUUGUGUUACUGGUGACUGGCGUACAAUUCUGGUAUAUUAAAGACACGAUACAAACCUGGACACCGGGGAAACUCAUCAAUGAUUAUGCAUUUAGGGAUGCUGACAACGCAAUUUUGCUUUUACAAGAUAAGCGGCGCAAGGCCGGAGUACAGUUAACAUGUUCGAACACAACUCCGUUGAACAGAUCAAGAAUCAACGCCAUACUUACUAGUAAGAGAAAUGAACUAUAUUCCAAAUACCAUUGGAUUCCUGACUUGAACUAUUUGGAAAUUACCAAGGAGUGUGCGAGUUUCAGAGAAAAUGAGGGGUUUUACAGCAAACCACUGUCAAAGAUGGAAGCGAGCUUCCCUAUUGCGUACAGUAUUUUAAUGUACAAGUCUGUGCAGCAAGUUACUCAGUUGAUGAGAAUGAUUUACAUGCCACAAAACGUCUACUGUAUCCAUGUCGAUGCCAAGUCGCCGUGGGAGACGCACAAAGCGAUGAAGAGCGUAGCCCGUUGCUUUGACAACGUUUUUCUCGCAUCACAAUUAGAAAUGGUUACCCACUGCUCAAUCAGUGUGUUGCAGGCAGAGAUGAACUGUAUGCGAGACUUAAUUAAUAGCGAGUACAAAUGGAAGUAUUUUAUCAAUCUCUGCGGUCAGGAUUUCCCUCUCAAAACCAACUAUGAAAUCGUACAAGUGUUAAAAACGUUGAAGGGGAAAAACGACGUUCAUUCUAUAAGGAAUAGUGACCCAAGUCGUCACCUGUACUCCCAUACGAUUAACAACAAUAUAAUAAGCCCUAUAUACCCGUCAAAAUUUAAAGAAGCCCCGCCGAGUAACAUAACUGUAUAUAAAGGCGAGUUCCACGUUCUUCUCACCAGAGAGUUUGUUAAUUUCACUCUUAAUGAUAAACUAGCGAAGGAGUUCUUCUCCUGGUUAUCCGAUACGAAAUGCCCUGAUGAACAUUUCUUCUCAUCUCUGAACCGUCUAGCAGGUGUUGCCGGUGGGUACCCAGGUGAUACUAAAACAAUUAUAUCGAGAUCAAAACUUUGGGAGUCUAACUUUCGUAAUACUGCGUGUCAUGGCCGAUCCGUUCGCUCAAUAUGUGUGUUCUCUCUCGGGGAUCUCCCACGCCUUGUUCAGCAACCUCAGCUUUUCGUCAAUAAGUUUGACAGACGAUUUGAUUCGCUGGUGAUAGACUGCCAGGAAGAGUUGUUACGUCAUCGUACUAAGCACCCAGUGCGGUUUGAUCCCAGCUACUAUAACAAAUUACCACACGUUAAAGGUGCAACUUGA
This is a messenger RNA of Saccoglossus kowalevskii, 1341 nucleotides long. RefSeq names its product N-acetyllactosaminide beta-1,6-N-acetylglucosaminyl-transferase-like. NCBI's taxonomy places the organism in Eukaryota, Metazoa, Hemichordata, Enteropneusta, Harrimaniidae. Gene Ontology annotation, cellular component: membrane. The record is from RefSeq and is a predicted model, not a curated record. Gene Ontology annotation, molecular function: acetylglucosaminyltransferase activity.